Molecule: messenger RNA, 10487 nt
Organism: Equus caballus (horse)
Lineage: Eukaryota; Metazoa; Chordata; Mammalia; Perissodactyla; Equidae
Source: RefSeq, a predicted model, not a curated record
CAUCUGUGAGGUUGGAGCAGUGUUUUCCCCUCUCUCUAGGCAACUAAGGAUUACCUAAGACUCGCGGGACUCAAGCGAGCUCGGGGAAUACUAUUCCUGUCAUACCUCCUGUAAUUGCGCCAAUGAAGUUAAUUGAGCUGCUGUUGGAGGAACUGGUGUGAAAGGCAUUUGGUCUCAUGUAAACAGGGAGGUGGUUUUGUGUCAGACGUGUUCGUGGAGUGCUUCUUCACUGCAACCCUCCGGUCUACCAACACAGGGUCAGAGAGAAACUUGGUCACGCCCAGCCCUUAACAUCUGGGCAGGUGCCUGGAGCUCGCUGCCUGUGUGGAAGCUCUGGCCCUGCAGUCUGUUGGCGCUAACAGUUAGUUCAUUUGAAAGGACUGGACAUCAGAAGUGGCCUUCCACCUCCUGUGAGUGCUGUGGGCUAUGGGAUGGAUGAGGCCGAGCAGGACCAGCAUGAGGCCCGACUCAAGGAGCUGUUUGACAGUUUCGACACGACUGGCACCGGGUCCCUGGGACAGGAGGAACUCACCGACCUUUGCCACAUGUUAAGCUUGGAGGAGGUGGCCCCAGUGCUGCAAGAGACACUGCUUCAGGACAACCUCUUGGGCAGGGUGCAUUUUGACCAAUUUAAAGAAGCAUUAAUACUUAUCUUGUCUAGAACUCUGUCGAAUGAAGAGCACUUUCAGGAGCCAGCAUCUGUGGGUGUCAGCUGCCAACAAGGAGCUCGGGUGUCCGGGCCGCUCCUGAGUACUCACAAGCUGACAUGCUCUCUCCUGAUGAAAGACUGCUCCCUAGAAGCUCAGCCCAAAUACGUUAGAGGUGGGAAGCGGUAUGGACGAAGGUCCUUACCUGAGUUCCAAGAGUCCGUGGAGGAGUUUGCGGAGGUGACAGUGAUCGAGCCACUAGGUGAAGAGGCUCGGCCUUCACACGUCCCCACCAGUGACCACGAUGAGCAUUGGAAGACUCAGCACAGCGAGGAGUACGAAGCGGAAGGCCAGUUGAGAUUUUGGAACCCAGAUGAUUUGAAUGCCUCACAGAGUGGGUCAUCCCCUCCCCAAAACUGGAUAGAAGAGAAGCUGCAGGAGGUUUGUGAAGACUUGGGGAUCACCCGUGAUGGUCACCUGAACCGAAAGAAGUUGGUCUCCAUCUGCGAACAGUAUGGUUUGCAGAGCAUCGAUGGAGAGAUGCUCGAGGAAGUCUUCCAUAAUCUUGAUCCUGAUGGUACAAUGAGCGUGGAAGACUUUUUCUACGGCUUGUUCAAAAAUGGAAAAUCCCUUCCACCGUCAGCGUCUACUCCAUAUCGACAGUUGAAAAGGCACCUCUCCAUGCAGUCCUUCGAUGAGAGUGGACGACGUACCACAACCCCAUCAGCGAUGAUGAGUACCAUUGGCUUUCGGGUCUUCUCCUGCCUGGAUGAUGGGAUGGGCUAUGCCUCAGUGGAGAAAAUUCUCGACACCUGGCAGGAAGAGGGCAUUGAGAACAGCCAGGAGAUCCUGAAGGCCUUGGAUUUCAGCCUUGAUGGAAAUGUCAACCUGACAGAAUUGACGCUGGCUCUUGAAAAUGAACUUUUGGUCACCAAGAACGGCCUUCACCAGGCGGCUCUGGCCAGCUUUAAGGCUGAGAUCCGGCAUCUGCUGGAGCGAGUUGACCAAGUGGUCAGAGAAAAAGAGAAGCUACGGUCAGAUCUGGACAAGGCUGAGAAGCUCAAGUCUCUGAUGGCCUCAGAGGUGGACGAUCACCACGCGGCCAUAGAACGGCGGAAUGAGUACAACCUCAGGAAACUAGACGAAGAGUACAAGGAGCGCAUAGCAGCCUUGAAGAGUGAACUCCGCAAAGAGAGAGAGCAGAUCCUGCAACAGGUGGGCAAGCAGCGUCUGGAACUCGAGCAGGAAAUCGAAAAGGCAAAAACGGAAGAGAACUACCUCCGGGACCGCCUCGCCCUCUCUUUAAAGGAAAACAGUCGUCUAGAAAAUGAGCUUCUGGAAAACGUAGAGAAGUUGGCAGAGUAUGAGAAUCUGACAAACAAACUUCAGCGAAAUUUGGACAAUGUGUUAGCAGAAAAGUUUGGCGACCUCGACCCCAGCAGUGCUGAAUUCUUUCUGCAAGAAGAGAGGCUGACGCAUAUGAGGAAUGAGUAUGAGCAGCAGUGCAGGGUAUUACAAGACCAAGUGGAUGAGCUCCAGUCUGAGCUGGAAGAAUAUCGUACACAAGGCAAAGUGUUCAGACUUCCCUUGAAGAACUCUCUGUCAGAAGAGCUUGAUGGUCACAGUGGGUGCACUGAGCCUGACCGGGGGCUUGGCUCUGAGGAAUGCAAUCCACUGAAUAUGAGCAUUGAGGCGGAGCUGGCCAUCGAACAGAUGAAAGAGCAGCAUCGCAGGGACUUGUGUCGCCUGAGACUAGAGCUUGAAGAUAAAGUGCGCCAUUAUGAGAAGCAGCUGGAUGAAACCAAGGUCGCCUGUGAAAAGGAGCAGGAGAGCAUGAGGCAGAAGUAUGAGAAUGAGGUGCACACCUUAGAAAAACAAAGAAGUGACCUUAAAAAAGAAAUUGCAGAACUUCAGGGCCAGGCAGCAGUGCUCAAGGAGGCACAACAAACAACGACCCGCAGACACGAGGAGGAGAAGAAACAACUGCACAUGAAGUGGGAUGAGGAGAAGACUCAGCUGCAGGAGAAGCUGAGGCUGGAGCACGAGAUGGAGCUCAAGGCUCGACUGGAGCAGGCGGAGGAAAGCCUCACCCGGGAGAGGGAUGGACUCGCUCAUGAGGGCGCCUGGACAGAGGAGAAAGUGAGAGGCUUGACUCAGGAGCUGGAGCACUUGCACCAGGAGCAGCUCAAAGGCCUGGUGGAGAAGCACACUCUUGAGAAAGAGGAGUUGCGGAAAGAGUUCUUGGAAAAACACCAAAGAGAACUUCAAGAGGGAAGGGAAAAAAUGGAAACUGAGUGUAAUAGAAGAACCUCUCAAAUAGAAGCCCAGUGUCAGGCUGACUGUCAGAAAGUCACAGAGAGAUGUGAGAAUGCUCUGCGAAGCCUGGAGGGCCGCUACCGCCAGGAGCUGAAGGAGCUCCUAGAACAACAGUGCGAGGAGAGAUCCCAGUGGGAGUUUGAGAAGGACGAGCUCACCCAGGAGUGUGCAGAGGUCCAGGAGCAGCUUAAAGAGACUCUCCAGAGGGAGAAAGCAACUUCUCUGGUCCUGAGCCAGGAGAGAGAGAUGCUGGAGAAAACAUACACAGAACAUUUGAAUAGCAUGGUUGUUGAGAGAGAGCAGCUCCUCAAAGACCUGGAAGAUCUAAGAAAUGCCUCUGAAAGUCAGCAAAGUCUGCUGUCCGAGCAGAUCCUCGAGCUGAAGAGCAGCCAUGAAAGAGAGCUGAAGGACCACGAGCAGGUCCUGUGCCAGGCAGGCGCCUCGGAGCAGCUGGCCACCCAGCGGCUUGAAAGGAUACAAAGGGAACAUGACCAGGAGAGGCAGGAAAUGAUGUCCAAGCUUCUGGCCAUGGAGAGUGCCCACAAAGUGGCCUGUGAGAAAGCAGAGCAAGAGAGGGCCAAGAUGAGCACAGAAAUCUCCCGGCUUCAGAAUAAAAUUAAGGAAAUGCGACAGGUGGCAUCUCCUCUCUCCAGGCUCCAGAGGAGCUGCCAGGCAAUGGGAGGGGAGGAGGCAGAAGGGAGCGGAGCCAUGUCCCUGCUCCAGCAAGGAGAGCAGCUACUGGAGGAGAACGGAGAUGUCCUCUUAAGCCUGCAGAGAGCUCAUGAACGAGCUGUGAAGGAAAACGUGAAAAUGGCCACUGAAAUUUCUAGAUUGCAACAGAGGCUGCAAAAAUUAGAGCCAGGGUCGGUCAUGUCUUCUUGUUUAGAUGAGCCAACUACUGGAUUUCUUGGAAAUUCUGUGGAACAGACAGCGCCAUUUUUACUGCAAAACCAAAUGGAGCAGGUGGAAGGUGUGGCCGUGCGGUGCGCCCCAGGUGAGCUGCAGGAGCCUGAGGUUGGGGACCUCGGAAGCACGGGGACCAGCUCUGCUCAGAGACAGCACGUCAAAGUGGAGGAGUCUGAAGCAACAAUAGAGAGUUUUUCCGAGCUUGGAAAUAGUGAGGAGACCAGGACUGAGACCUGGGACCUGAAGAAUCAGAUUUGUCAGCUUCAGGAACAACUAAUGAUCUUACGCGCAGACUGCGAUCGAGCUUCUGAAAAGAAACAGGACCUACUUUUUGAUGUUUCUGUGCUAAAAAAGAAGCUAAAGCUGCUUGAGAGAGUCCCUGAGUCUUCUCCCAAGUAUAGACUGUUAUACGAGGAUGCUAGCAGAGAAAACGACUGCCUUCAGGAGGAGCUGAGAGUGAUGGAGACGCGCUACGACGAAGCCCUAGAAAAUAACAAAGAACUCGCCGCAGAGGUUUUCAGAUUACAGGAUGAGCUAAAGAAAGUGGAAGAAGUGACUGAAACAUUCCUCAGCCUGGAAAAGAGUUAUGAUGAGGUCAAAAGAGAAAACGAGGAACUGCACGUUCUGGUUUUGCGACUUCAAGGCAAGAUUGAGAAGCUGCAAGAAACAUCGGUGCUGCCGUGUGACUGUGUUUCCUUGAGGGAGGCCUGUGAGGAUAGCCUGGCGGCGGACCCUGACGAAGAGGUGCUCGGCCUAAGUCAGACCCUGGAGGGUGUGCCAAGGGUGGUGAGUGUACACCACGUUAUAGAAGAACAUUACCAAGAAGGCCAGUACCUCGAGCAGGAGAACACACAGCUCCCGGAAGGAGGAAAAGCCCGUGAAAUUGCCUGGCUACACAGAACCAUCCAGACACGUCGGGAAAAGCCGGGAGUACAGAACCAGGUUACAAUGGAGGGAAACCCUGCUCUCCUCCACCUUCAGGACAAGCAUUUUCAGCAUCAGGCCACCAUAGCAGAGUUAGCACUGGAGAAAACAAAGCUGCAGGAGCUGACUAGAAAGUUAAGGGAGAGAGUCACCACUUUGGUUAAGCAAAAAGAUAUACCUUCUCAAGGAGAAAAGGAGGAGGAGCUGAAGGCAAUGAUGCACGACCUGCAGGUGACCUGCAGUGAGAUGCAGCAGAAAGUGGAGCUCCUGAGAUAUGAAUCUGAGAAGCUUCAAGAGGAAAAUUCUAUUUUGAGAAGUGAAAUUACUACUUUAAAUGAAGAGGAUAGCAUGUCUAACCUGAAAUUAGGGAAAUUAAAUGGAUCUCAGGAAGAAAUGUGGCAAAAAAUAGAAACUGUAGAACAGGAAAAAGCUGCAGUUCAGAAGAUGGUUGAAAAUUUAAAGACACAGAUUUCAGAAUUAAAAACCAAAAACCAACAGUUGAAUUUGGAGAAUACAGAACUUAGCCAAAAGAAUUCUCAAAAUCAGAAAGAAUUGCAAGACCUUAAUCAACAUCUGGCGGCAGUGCUAUGCCAGGAGGAUAAAGAGCCAGGACACAGUGCACUGGAGGAGUGGGAACAGGAAAAAUCUCAUCUGAGAGAAGAACUGGAGCGCUGUAAAGUCCAGUCCUCCACUUUAGUGUCUUCUCUGGAGGCAGAACUUUCUGAAGUCAAAAUACAGACUCAUAUUGUGGAACAGGAAAACCUCCUUCUCAAAGGUGAACUGGAGACACUGAAACAACUGGCAAAAUCCAGACUCCUAGAGCACAGAGUCGCUACUGUGAAGCGAGAGCAGAGGUCUUGGGAGCAGCAGAGCGAAAGCUUGCGGUCACAGCUGACGGCUUCCCAGCAGAAGGUUCAGAGUUUGGAAGACACACUGCAGAACGUAAACCUGCAAAUGUCCCGGAUUAAAGCCGACCUACGAGUGACUCAGCAGGAAAAGGAGGCUUUAAAACAAGAAGUGAUGUCUUUACACAAGCGACUUCAGAGUGCUGGUGACAAGAACUGGGCCCCGGAAAUAGCCGCCCAUCCAUCAGGAUUCCGUAAGGAGCCACAAAGCCUGCCUUGGGACAAACUGGAUCAUCUGAUGCACGAGGAGCAACAGCUGCUUUGGCAAGAGAGUGAGAGACUGCCAGCGGAGGUGCAGCACCCCAGCGCGGAGCUCGCACACUCCCGGGGGAAGGUCCGCCAACUGGAAUCCAACCUUCUUCCCCCCAAGCACCAAAAACAUCUAAACUCAUCAGGAACCGUGAAGCCCAUCGAGCAGGAGAAGUUGAGCUUAAAGAGGGAGUGUGAACAGAUUCAGAAGGAACUGUCUCCUACUAGCAGGAAGGUCAGUCAGAUGAAUUCCCUUGAACGAGAAUUAGAAACAAUUCAUUUGGAAAAUGAAGGCCUGAAAAAGAAACAAGUAAAACUGGAUGAGCAGCUAGUGGAGAUGCAGCACCUGAGGGCCCCUGUGAUGCGUAGCCCACCCCCUCCCACCUGGGACCUGCAGCUGCCCCAGCAGCAAGCCUGUCCGACGGUGCCCCGGGAGCAGUUUCUGCAGCUUCAGCGCCAGCUGCUGCAGGCGGAAAGGAUAAACCGGCACCUGCAGGAGGAGCUUGAACACAGGACCUCUGAGACCAGCACGCCACAGGGAAACCAGGAACAGCUGGUAACUGUCAUGGAGGAACGAAUGAUGGAGGUUGAACAGAAAUUGAAACUGGUGAAGAGGCUUCUUCAGGAGAAAGUGAAUCAGCUCAAAGAGCAACUCUGCAAGAAUACGAAAGCAGAUGCGAGGGUGAAGGAUUUGUAUGUUGAAAAUGCCCAGUUAUUGAAAGCUCUGGAAAUGACUGAACAGCGACAAAAGACAGCAGAAAAGAAAAAUUACCUCCUAGAAGAGAAGAUUGCCAGCCUCAGUAACAUAGUCAGAAACCUGACACCAGCACCGUUGACUUCUGCACCUCCCUUGAGGUCAUAGCAAAGCCAAAGGAUACACUCGUUUUUGUGCACUUUACUGAAAUGGAUGGAACAUUUCAGUACCUUCUUGCAACCUUUUUUUUUAAAAAAAAAAAAAUACCUUUAAUGGCUUAAAGUUAAGCCUAACCUAAAACGGCCAGCGACAGAGCUGGAGUCUCCAGUUAUUGUAGUUAGUUUUUCUAAAUAGACUCUGAUGAGAGUUGCAAACAAAUAUUCACGUUUCAUUGUUUGAAUUAUUCCCAAGUUUUGAAUUUUUUAAAAAUAAUUCUAAUAGCCACCAAGAAAGUAGAUACAUGAAAACAAUUCAAGAACCUUAAAACCCCAGUUCUAGAUGAGUUUUUAAAAAUUAUCAUUAUGUACAAAUCUGUGUGUAAAUUCCAGAUAAUUGAAGUUUGAGAUCUGAUUAUUUGGUUAUUUUAAAACAAAACUAUGCCUUCUUACACAUUUAAAUUUGGAAAAGUCAUUCUGUUUCUAAUAGUUGUGGUUCUUUGAAUUAAUUGGUAGACUUUCUGUUUGGUAACAGAAGCCGUGCUCAAUAACCACUGCAGUCAGAAAAGCCGAGUCCGUAGCACUCUGCCUUCUCACACCUUCUGACAGUAUUACCACUCUUGAUGUAUUAAAAAUAUAAAUCUAAUUUACUCAACUGCACUGUUAACUAAUGUUAAAACUUUUCUUUAAACAGACUUUUUUUUCCUUUGGGAACUUGUCUUCUGAGAAAUGGAUAAAGCCACAUUCUUACAGCAUUUGAGCUAUAGAGAAAGCACUGACAAACCAUUUUGGAGUAAACAGCUACUCUUUGAAGGGAAAGAAGCAAACCAUGUGGGUUUGUCUCUCUCUCAAGUCUUGGAGUUCAUGAACUUACAUUUGAGGUUGCCUCAAGAACUCAGGGAACAAUACUUUAAGCUGUCUUCCUGAAAUACUGUAGGGCUUCUUCAAGAAUUCACGAUGUAUAAACCAUGUGACCUUAUUUAUUUGUCUUUAGAGCGAUAGUGGGAUUUUUAUUUCUACAUUUUUAGUGAACUUACUCUUCUGAAACAAGGCCUUGAUUUUAGCGUUAAAAACCUCUUCUAAAUUAUGGAAGUUAUUAUUAUUAGCUUGUUUGUUUGUUUAAUAUAGGUCAAAAUUUCCACGCUUCCUAUUUCUCUAGAUCUCAAAUCUGACCAUAAGGAUUUCUUACUGUGAUAAGCAUUGGCAUGCUAUCUGAGGGAAGGGAGUGCCAAAUAGGAUUUUCCAUUCAGCUCAAGGUCAGAACUUUACAGAACAGUCAACAUUUUAGAUUGGAUAACAUUUUCUCCCAAGUAAAAUCGCUGCUUCUAGCCUGAAUCAGCCAGCAGUCGGUGGAAGACUUACGAGGUGCAGGACGCUAACAGAGCUCAUUGCAGUCACCUGUUUGUCUUCCUAGGAGAGAAAUUAGAUAAGAAAAAUUCACUGUGAUGUAUUCCAGGAAGGCCAACCCAUCGAUUUACGAGAGGUAUAACAGCAAAAUCAAAGACUGCUUUGUGGGCAGCAGAAAAGAUGGAGCAAGCUGCCUAAGGAGUUAUAUCAUGUCAGAAACUCAAUCUCUACAGAAUAGCUUGCAUCCAGGAACUUUGGCAUUCUUUGGGGCCUAGCUGUCUGCUAUGAGUCCCGCCGCCAACACAAGAGUCCUUCCUACAAGGCGCAGUGGUUUGUCGGACUGGGAGUUCACACUCAUGAAGCAGACUUUUUCAUUUUUGGACAGCUCUCAUCAGAAAGUCCAGAUUUCCCCCUGGAAAAAGAGUUGAUUUUAAUCCUUCACCCUACAAUUACACUUCAAAACAGCUGAUAUCUGCUAUCAUGCCUUCCCUAAUCUUUCUUCAGUGUAAACAUUGCUAGUAAACUCGACUACUUGUAGGGCAUUGGCUUUAACAGAGCAUCUUUUUCACUUAAAACUGUGGAUAGGUCUAGACUAAGGUCAUAAGUAAACUGACAUCUGGGGCGUAGUUUUGUGAUAUGCUUCAAGGUAUUCAGGGUUAUCGCCAUCAGAAGCGAACACGAGCAUAUUUCUCAACUAGCUGUUUUAGCAUAUGAUCACGUGUUGUAUUUUACUUUUGACAUUAUGAAAAGUAUAGGUUAAUUUGUUAUAAAUCUGUAUGUAUGUGUAUAUAAAGUGCUGUACAAUUAAUGUAAAUAUGACUUCCUGGAAAGUUUUAGACUACACUUAGAAUCCCUUUAUCCAAAAUCAAAAUGCUGCUCAAAUGAAAGCUAAUUUAACCAAUAUCUAGGUGCUUCAUUUCUUGCUUUACUGCACUUACGAGAUUGGAAAACAGAUCAACGUGAGAAAUAUAAAGUUCCCUUGAAUUUAUACAUUUGUGCUGCAGUGUAUCUUUGCAGACUGCUUUAGAGUGGGAAUUUAACUAGCAAUUUAUACUAUAGCUUACAGCUUUUAAAAGACCUUUUAAAGAGAUGAAAUUUAAGCUGUUCAAAUUAAAUGUUUAGAUUGUGCUUUCAGACUUUAUAAUAGAAUUCCUUAAAAUCACAAGUUAUGCAUUAUUUUAUAGAAAUUUAGCUGCUUAUUUGCACUGGCUGUUAAACUUUCUUUUGAUUGCUUAAGGACGGUUAUUUAAAUUAGUUUUAGAAGAUGGGAUCCUCAUUUCAAGGAAAGAGAAUCAAGUUUGCCUUUGUGAUAAUGAUAGUUGCACUAAGAAAAGGAAAAUGUGGAUGGUAAAACCUACAUUGUUCUGUUUUGCUUUCUUCUGCUUUUUAGAAGCCUGAACUUGCAAGCUCAAAUUUGCGAAGGGAGAGAAGUAGAGGGGAGGGCUAGGACCACCACAGUAUUUUAUUUAUUUUUCUAAAACUCUUAAUAAACUCAGAUUUUAAAAACUAUUUUAAAAGUGAAUCUUUCCCAGCAGCUUCCAGUGCAUUGCUAAUAUAUUUAAUCUGAAGCGUAUUUUACGUAAGUAGAUCACAAAGUCAUAGGCUGUCAAGAUAUAGGAGGAGCUCUUACAGGUCUAGUGUGUCAAUCAUGCACCAAUGCCCAGGGCAGAUAUUAUUAUGAGGAGCUUUUUUUUUUUUGAAGAAUGAGUAAGGCUUUAUGGCAGAUUUUAACACAUGAGAAUGAAUUUUUUAUUUGUGUGAUUUUUCUUUUUUUCUGAGUAAGGGAAAAGAGAAAUGUGUUGCUAUUGUUGGCAUCUUAAAGGUACUCCCAAUCAAGGCCAGGCUGGGUGCUUUGUAACAGUAUUAAGCAAGUCUGGUUUUGAAUGGAUUGCCUGUAACGACUCAUUGGAAUGAUAUAAUUAUACAAGUAAUGCCAAAAACCAAGUCAAAGCCUAAUAACCAAAGCAUUCCAUAUUUAAAACUUAUUCAUUAUAUCUUGUUUGGACCUAUUUGAACAUCUCAGCACUAUGAAAUGAUUUUGGUUUUAUGGCAUAUGGAUAGCUGUUUAAUAAUAAAUCCAAGUUAGCUUUUUGUUUCUCAGCUUUUUUGAAUGAUGUAAGUUAAAUUUAUUCUUAUGAGAAGACAUUAUCACAGCAUGAUAGACGGGUACAUUGGUUUUGUGAAGGAAAACCUGAGUUCAUCUAAAGCCGUUGCUAGGAUUCUUUUCAGAUAAAGAUGAAUGUAUAUGUGUUUAUAGUGACUUUGUGUAUUUCAUCUUAGCCAUUCUAUCCUAGAAACAAUUUAACGUGAGCUUAAAAUGUAAAUAAAUACUUUUGCAAACAUG